AUGGUGUCGUUGAAGUACAUCAACAGUGUGAAAGCUGAAGAUGUCAUUGUUGGUUGCAUAGUGAGUAUAUGUCAUGGUUUGUGGCAAAUGUUACAUGACCCGAGGAUGCAUCGGGCAUCGGCAUCAACACAUGCACAACCUCCUCAACAUGAUGACAUUGAGCACAAUUACAACACUCCAGAAGCAGAAGGAACUAUGGAUGCAAGAAGGCAUUCAAUUUCUUCCUUCUCUGAUUUAGGAAUGUCAAGCAUUUUUGGAGCGUAUGCCCCAUCUCCACCUUCGGCACAGGGUUUUGAAGGACCUAAUCAACAAUCCCCUUAUAAUGUCCAAUAUCAUAAUGAAACAGUGUCAUUCUCCGAUGAAUAUCAAGGUCAUGAAGAUGCAGAGCAUCAUGAAGCCCAACCUUCAGAGGAAGAAGCGCCUAGACCGUCCUAG
This is a messenger RNA of Sphenostylis stenocarpa, 435 nucleotides long. The record is from the annotation of a GenBank genome assembly. Lineage: Eukaryota; Viridiplantae; Streptophyta; Magnoliopsida; Fabales; Fabaceae.